This is a messenger RNA of Lipotes vexillifer (Yangtze River dolphin), 1288 nucleotides long. RefSeq names its product hepatitis A virus cellular receptor 2 (gene HAVCR2). The coding region runs from base 60 to 902 and encodes 280 amino acids. The transcript has 7 exons. The record is from RefSeq and is a predicted model, not a curated record. Gene Ontology annotation, biological process: regulation of transcription by RNA polymerase II. Gene Ontology annotation, cellular component: mediator complex. NCBI's taxonomy places the organism in Eukaryota, Metazoa, Chordata, Mammalia, Artiodactyla, Lipotidae.
UGGAGAAUUAAAACGGCACCUAAACAGAGCUGUUCUUUGCCUUUUCUUCUUCAGGACCCAUGUUUUCACAUUUUUCCUUUGACUGUGUCCUGCUCUUGCUGCUACUACUUACAAGGUCUUUGGAAGGAGUAUGUGUGUCUGAGGUGGGUCAGGAUGCUGAUCUGCCCUGCGCCUACUCUCCACCCACCCCUGAGGAUCUCGUGCCUGUGUGUUGGGGCAAGGGACCCUGCCCUUUGUUUCAGUGUCACAGUUUGGUACUCAGCACUGAUGGAAAGAACUUGAGCUAUCGGAUAUCCAGCAGAUACCUACUAAAGAGGAAUUUCCGCAAAGGAGACGUGACCUUGACCAUAAAGAAUGUGACUUUAGCUGACAGUGGGACCUAUUGCUGCCGGAUCCAAUUCCCAGGCCCAAUGAAUGAUCAAAAAUCAAACCUGGAGUUGGUCAUCAAACCAGCCAAGGUCACCCCUGCUGGGACUCCAUGGAGGGACAUCACUACAGCCUUUCCAAGGACGCUCACCACCGAGGGACCUGGCUCAGAGACACAGACACUGGAGACCCUCCAUGAUAAAAAUCAAACAGAAAUAUCCACACUGGCUAAUGAGUUACAAGACAUGGGCGCCACCACCAGAAUAGGCCUCUACAUCGGAGCAGGGGUUUCUGCUGGUCUGGCUCUCGUUCUUAUCUCUGGUGCUUUAAUUCUCAAAUGGUAUUCUGAUAGCAAAGAGAAGAUGCAAAAUUUAAGCCUCAUCACUUUGGCCAACCUCCCUCCCUCGGGGUUAGCAAAUACAGCAGGAGAGAGGACACAUCCAGAGGAAAACAUCUAUAUCACUGAGGAGAACGUAUAUGAAAUGGAGGAUCCGUACGAGUAUUACUGCUCCGUCAGCAGAGGGAAUCAGUCCUGACAACCCCUGGGCUGUUGUCUUUCAACGCCACCAGCUUCACCACUUCCUUUUGGGGUUUGGUGUUAUCUUCUUUGAAAACUAUGAGAUGGCUCGACUGACUGGUUUUAGGGGUUCUGUCCUUGGCCACCGAGCAGAGUUUUUCCAUGUUCUAAAGAUAAGUAGCUCACCCGAGGAUUGAACGGGGACCAGCAUUGUACUUAGACAGGUACAACAUUACCUCUGUGUUCCCGCCACCCAACUCGGAGACUGCUAAUCAGGGCAUUAGAGCUCAAAUGGGCUUUUAUAGAGAGUAGGAAUUCUUAAUAUGGGGUCUCUGGAAUUCCAGAUAUUCAGUUAUAUGGUGUGUCCAUGAAGCUCCUGAAAAUACAGGGGAAAUUAUGUGCUGA